AGUGAAAUUGAAAUUCUAUGAUGCAUUGUUUAUUUUUAAUUUUUAAAAUAAAGUAAUAUAUGGUAUAUGAUAAUAGAUGAAAACAAAAUGAAUUUUUACUUCUCUGGAAUCCCCUUUAUUUUUUCAUAUUUAGUAUUAUUUUGCUUCAACCCUAUCGACUGUGAUAAUAUUGAAAAUAUUAAUCUACACGAAGAUCAUUUACCUUAUUAUUUCAAUCAGUUUCCAUCAGUUUCUGCUGUAUGUGAAAAGACUCAUAAUUGCCCAUUUAAAAAGCAUAUAACGAAAAAUAAAUGCUGGGGCUAUGAAUCAGAUUGUACCCGUACUAAUCAGUAUUCAAUACCAAGGUGUCCUGGAGAUCACCGAGGAUGGGUAAAGUCAAAAUUUGAUCAACAGGACACAUUUUAUCAUCAGGCUGAUUUUGGAUAUAUAAAAGAACAGCUGGAAAAAAUGAAGCUUUAUUGUGAACCUUUUUUCAUUGAUGACAGCUCUCUUGAAUGUUCUGAAAAUUUAAGAUUUUGUCGUGGAAGAAAUUUGAUGAUAAAUUUCACAUCAUUACUUGAAAGAGAUGAACCUAUUAGGUACAAAAUGGAUGUAUUAUCAGAUGGUGACAUUGGAGGAUAUUGUGAAUUCAAAAAAGAAUUAUUGGAUAAACAGUUGGAUCAUUUGAGUCCGUUACAGAGUUGGGCACCUGAAUUCAGGUAUUUCACUAGGCUUAAACGUAAACCUAUCAUAGAAGGAGACUGUGAUGUUAUUUUAGAAAAACCCACGUAUAUUUUGAAGAUUGAUGCUACUGUCAAUAUGUAUCACCAUUUCUGUGAUUUCCUGAAUCUCUACGCAUCUUUACACAUCAAUGCGAGUCACCCAAGUGCAUUCUCUACCGAUGUUCAUGUAUUAAUUUGGGAAACUUACACUUACAGAUCUUCUUUUCAAGAUACUUGGAAAGCUUUUACUGAUCAUCCAAUUUUGGAUUUGAAAGAUUUCAAAGGAAAAAAAGUAUGUUUUAAGAAUGUUGUUUUUCCCUUAUUACCAAGAAUGAUAUUUGGACUUUAUUACAAUACUCCGAUAAUUUAUGGUUGCGAAGGAAGUGGAUUAUUUGACGCCUUCUCCAAGCAUAUUUUGCACAGAUUGAAGAUUCCAUUUUAUAAAAGAUACAAUAAAAAGAUAAGAAUAACAUUUUUAUCAAGGGAAACAAGAUACAGAAGAAUAUUAAACGAGGAUGAAAUAGUGACAAGUUUGAACAAAAAUAAACAUUAUGAAGUACAAAAAAUUAGCUUCAAUCAACAUAUUCCUUUCAAAAAACAACUAGAAAUUACACGAAAUACCGAUAUAUUCAUUGGAAUUCAUGGAGCAGGUUUGACACAUCUUUUAUUUCUUCCUCAGUGGGCUGCUGUUUUCGAAGUAUACAAUUGUGAAGAUCCAAAUUGUUAUUUAGACCUUGCCAGGUUAGCAGGUGUGAAAUAUUUCACUUGGGCGAAUGCAUCUCUUUUGCAAACAGUGAAUGAUGGUUCUUAUGAAGGAGGAGCACAUGCAAAAUUUGUAAACUAUCAUUUUGAUCCCACUGAGUUUUUGAAAAUUGUUGAAAAAGCUGCCAAACAUGUUAAAAAUCAUCCAUCCUUCAUGAAACUCUUUGAUGAUACCAACCAUGCUCAUAAUGAACUUUAGAAUGGUUGCCACAAAAUCAGUAAAAACAUUUCAAGAUCAAUCAAAAAGAUACAAAAAGAUCGGAGAAAGUAACUGAUUUCACCUGGAAAAUCAAAUUGAUCGAUUAAAGCCUAAAAUUAAAUUUUAUGACAAUAUAAAUAUUUUUCUGUAGGAUGUAAUCCAUGUUUGUAAUAUAUCGUACUUAAUAUAGAAUUCAGUUUUGUGAUAAAUUAAAUUAAGACUAUAAUAUUUUAAUGAUUCGGUAUUAAUUUAUUAAUGUAAUCUUGACAAUAUAUUUUGUCAGCUAUUUUAUAAAAUAAAAGAAAUUGCAUCAA
Harmonia axyridis is the source of this 1976-nucleotide messenger RNA. RefSeq names its product EGF domain-specific O-linked N-acetylglucosamine transferase (gene Eogt). Gene Ontology annotation, molecular function: protein N-acetylglucosaminyltransferase activity. The transcript has 4 exons. Bases 67 to 1662 code for a protein of 531 amino acids. The record is from RefSeq and is a predicted model, not a curated record. NCBI's taxonomy places the organism in Eukaryota, Metazoa, Arthropoda, Insecta, Coleoptera, Coccinellidae. Gene Ontology annotation, cellular component: endoplasmic reticulum lumen.